GUAAAAGUUACUGAACUGGCAGGUUAAAGUCAAUUUCCCACAACAUCGCAGCUUGACAAUAUAUGUUGCCAUUGAAUGGCUGUCAGUGUGAGCUUGCUGGGUUACUCUAAACUGAAUAAGUACGGCAAUGACCUGCAAACUGAAUGGGCUUUUCAGCCUUGGCGAGGACUUUGAUGAUGAGGACUUGCUUGGCACAGACUGGACUGCCUGCUCAGCUUCUGCAACAGCUGCUGUGUCAUCCGGCUCUCUGCGGGCAUCCUCUGCUGCUCACAGAGAGCCGGAGAAAGUUUGCCAUCAGCAGACUGGAGGGAGCUCGUCUUCCCAGCAUAAUGGCCUGGCAUCGUUGAGAAGCACACACACUGAUGCUGCACAAACUGUUUCCGCGGGUUUGAGGCAGCUCUCACACGCCGCUCAGACUCGCUCCACUCCUCCGCCGGCUCUGAUUCACCCUGGAACAAAUCUGGCAGCAGGGCAGAGCCGUGCCAACACUAAGGACCUUCUGAAGCCUGGUGCGGCUGAGGAUGAGUUUGAUGAAUGGGAUGUUGACCUGGCAGACUUGGAUGAGUGUGACAGCCGGAUGGGGCAACCGCCUAAAUCUGCAGCAACAGUUGAGCCUUUGUCUUCAGCCAAAACACAGCAGUGCUCAACAAGUGGAGGGGGUCAAACGACGCCUAAUCGCAUGCUGAGAGGUUUCAGCACUGCAUGCAAGACUUCUGGCUCGUCUAGUUAUGUCGCAGCUCCUCGAAACCUCUCCGUUGGACGUUGGCAGUCUCCAAAUCCGUGCAUGUCUUCCCCGUCAGCUCCUCCGAGGAGUCCCUCUGUUUUUCCCGGCCUCACUGCAACAUCUCCAGCUCACAGCAGCCUUUCAAGGACACUCAGAACCCCCCAACAGCAGCAGAGACCACGGGUCACUCCACAUGCCUCCCCUCAGUCUCGGUGCCUUUUUGAGACAGUCUCUCCAGGUUCUUCCUCUGUUGGCUCCUCCGCGCUGAGCCCUCAUCCCCUACACGCACCGUUUCUCACCAAUCGCCUGGUCCAGCUGGUCUCGGCCUCAAAUAAGCUUCCCAAAAAGAGGCCUCGCUCUGAAGCUCAGCAUCCCAGAACGCGGCGCUUCCCCGGGCCUGCAGGACUUCUGCCUCAGCAGCCUCAGACUCAAAACCUGGACCAGAUCGUGGUUUCUGUUCCUCAGACUCCUGCUCAUGGGGUUGUGGCUCGACUGCCAAGCCAGGGUUCCUGCUCACAGCCUGAGGAAGACGAGUUCGGCGCUGGCGGCUGGGCAGCCAUGAAGGCAGAGAUGGGGCUGGACGAGAGGAACCCGUCCUGUUUCCUGCACACCUACAGCGUGGUCAUGGUGCUGCGCAAGGCUGCACUGAAACAACUUACGAGAAACAAAGUGCCCAACAUGGCUGUACUUCUGAAGAGCCUGGUCCACACUCAUGCAGAUGCCAAGGCUGUGUUCAAGGACCCCACAGGGGAGAUUCAGGGAACGGUGCACCGGCGUCUCCUAGACGACAGAGCAGACGAGCUGAAGGUUGGAGCUGUGCUGCUGCUCAAACAAGUGGGUGUGUUUUCCCCCUCGCAUCGUAACCACUACCUGAAUGUCACACCCAACAACCUGCUGGGGAUCUAUGCCCCUGACGGGGUCCGCCUGGCCUCUUCUCAACUCCCAGCGUUGGUUCUGGAUCCCAUGUCGCUGUCAGCCGCUCCGGCUCCCGCUGGCCCGCAGGAGCCGGUGUCUCAAAUGCAGCUGCUGUUUGACGAAGAGGACGAUGACGGGAGAGAGGUGGAAAGACGCAUGGAGAGAGAUGGAUACCCGGCGGCACAAACACACACAGAGAAUGAGAAAUCGACCGACACCAGCAGAGGCUUCCAAGAGACCGGCAGGAAUCCGUCACCACAGGACGCCGCUUGGGAUGCAGAUGAUGACCUGGAUGAACUGCUGGGGGAGAUGUCUGAGGACACCUACAGCCUUUGAUGCCAACUUUACAUCAAACCUUCUAUACAAAGUGUCACCAUCUUUUAAAGCCGGGUCUCCUGUCGUCACAUCUUCAAAACCACCUCUGAAUAUGUACUGAGUUUUUUCCCCCGUGAAGUGUCAUAUUUGUUCAGUAUCCAUAAAUGCAUGUCAGUUUUCUGCAUCGCCGUGAUUGAUGUGUACCUUGGAGAUAUUAUGUAAGUAUUCAUUUAUUAAAAAAAGCAACAUGGCUUAUAAAGUGGGGCAGAUCUGCUCACUUACCAAACGUGUUAUAGUUUUUCAAGUCCGUAACACAGAGAGGUGUCGUCUCGGUGUCCAGCAUGGGUUUGUAGAUCCAGACGUGUUGACCCACUCCUUAGUCUCAGCAGGUGGAAUCGGAUGAACCCGUCAUGGUCCAGUGGAGCAGACUUAACUCCCCACACCCAGACCGCUGCGCUGCCCUCGCCUUACCAACACAUUCAGCUCAAACCUGAACUUUGUAAUACUACAUUUGUUGUAAAUAAAUAACUUGACGUUCUAAAAAAAGAAGAGAGAAAAUAGCUGGUAUGUCUCAGCUCUCCUUUCAGCCGGUUUUUAUACAGCGUGUCACUGCUGAGACAUCACCACGCCUGUUGUUUGUCCAUCUUUCUGCAUAAAUGAAGUCGGCACGUGAGAGCGCAGUGUUCACUCCGAGUAUAAAUGAUGUCUCGAAUGCAAAGUUGAGCUUGUAUCUUUAACGUUUGGUAAAAAAAACAGCAAUCCAGAUACUUUAGGCUAAUAUGAACAGAACCAGCAUCUCCAUUACUGGAUGACUUUGCAGUAAAGCCAGAAAUAAAGGUUAUGGGGCGAGUGAUUGGAAUAAAAGCAUGUUAACUAUCCAUUAUCAACCUAAGAGCCAUUUACAGAGAUGCAUUUUGUGUUUGAGUGCUAACCCUUUCAAAUGUUUAAGGUGGACAAAUUAACUCACUUUGGUCAACUGCAGGAUGAAACAAAUGAACAAAUCUGAUAGUUUUGGCUUCACUUUCGGUCAUUGUAGUCUUACAUCUGACUGUUGUGUAAUGAAGUAAUUAUUGUGCUUUUUUCAUUUUUCCAUAUUCGGUCAAAUAUUAAGCAAGCUUUCAAUUUUGAAAGCUCUGCUUCUGUCGGGAGAAACACUGAUGAUUAAAGCUUUGCAAAUGUUCGCUUUCCUGAGGAAAAGUUGCCUCCUUAAAAAUCCUUAACUUGAAAUCACCCGGAGAGAUAAAAUCUGUUUCACAACCAAGAAAAUAAAGACGUUAGAACUGACUCUUGGAUCAAAAGUCUUGUCCACAGAAUAUGUCAUGAGAAAAAAUGAGCAGCAGAAACACCAGCAGGGGGUGGCAUUCGACACCCUCCCUGCCAGUUUAGGUCCUGGUAGACAUCAUUAGGGCGGCUCAGGAGCCCAUGAAGACGCAGGCAUGCCAACCCCCACUUCAGAAGACCAGUGAUGGAACUCCUAAUUGGAGUUGAAUUUAAUUUGAUCAGAAUAUCUUUUUGAAAUUCACUGUGGAUCAAAAACAAAA
This is a messenger RNA of Cololabis saira (Pacific saury), 3495 nucleotides long. RefSeq names its product homologous recombination factor with OB-fold (gene hrob). Lineage: Eukaryota; Metazoa; Chordata; Actinopteri; Beloniformes; Belonidae. The transcript is spliced from 10 exons. Bases 128 to 1975 code for a protein of 615 amino acids. Gene Ontology annotation, biological process: recombinational repair. The record is from RefSeq and is a predicted model, not a curated record.